This is a messenger RNA of Callithrix jacchus (white-tufted-ear marmoset), 1166 nucleotides long. RefSeq names its product NME/NM23 nucleoside diphosphate kinase 1 (gene NME1). The record is from RefSeq and is a predicted model, not a curated record. Gene Ontology annotation, biological process: CTP biosynthetic process; GTP biosynthetic process; UTP biosynthetic process. NCBI's taxonomy places the organism in Eukaryota, Metazoa, Chordata, Mammalia, Primates, Cebidae. Gene Ontology annotation, molecular function: nucleoside diphosphate kinase activity.
AUUAUCACUUCCUCAGAGAUUUCUCUGGCCUUCUCUUCACAGCACUUACAUAAUAUGAUCUAUUACAUAUUAAUUUGCUUAUUUGUUUCGUUUUCGUAUACUCCCAUCCCUCCCAGAAGCUACAAGAGAGCAUACUGUUGUAUCCCUAGGGCCUAGAAUACACAUAGUGUACUCAAUAGUAGGUGCACAUAGUAGGUACUCAGUAAACAAUAUAUUGCUUGACAGGCUAGAAGAGGUGAAGAAACACAAAGCAGGAGCGAAAAGUCUACUAGGUCAGGCGCUUUUUGGACUUCAUGAAACGUGUGAGCGCCACCUCUCGGGAAGCCAAUUUGCUCGCGAACGAAGGAAGUGAGUCAGAGAACUCGGGGGUGGAGGGAAGAAAGCACGCAGCUAACCGGAAGAGCCUGAAGAAGCUAGCGCCGGAAGUUAAACAGCAGAAAGUUGUUCCCUAGAUUGACUGCCUACUCCCAAGAGGAAGCGUGGGCAAACGGUGUUCGGCAAAAUGGGCUCUCUGGCAGCGGAUCUGCGCAGAAGCGUUCCCUGCGUACAAGUGCUGCUAACCACGUGGAGCCCAGAGGCAUUUCGGGUGCUGGAGGCUGCAGCCGGAGUUCAAGCCCAAGCUGCUGGAGGGGCCUCUGAAGACCUUCUCAAGGAACACUACAUCGACCUGAAGGACCGUCCAUUCUUUGCUGGCCUGGUGAAAUACAUGCACUCAGGGCCGGUAGUUGCCAUGGUCUGGGAGGGGCUGAAUGUGGUGAAGACAGGCCGAGUCAUGCUCGGGGAGACCAACCCUGCGGACUCCAAGCCUGGGACCAUCCGUGGAGACUUCUGCAUACAAGUUGGCAGGAACAUCAUACAUGGCAGCGAUUCCGUGGAGAGUGCAGAGAAGGAGAUCGGCUUGUGGUUUCACCCUGAGGAACUGGUAGAUUACAAGAGCUGUGCUCAGAACUGGAUCUAUGAAUGACCAGACGGCAGACCACAAUGCUUUUCACAUUCAUUUCCCCUCCUUCCCGCGGGCAGAGGACCAGGCUGUAGGAAAUCUAGUUAUUUACAGGAGCUUCUUCAUAAUCUGAAGGGAAACUCUUGGAGCUGUGAGUGCUCCCUGUACAGUGUUACCAUCCCCUACCUCGGAUUAAAAUGCUUCCUCCCACCAGAGGAUUCAUGGA